AUGUUGAACGUGCUAUUGAGAAAGAACGCCUUUGGUUUGGUGACUAAGAAGGGUAUGGCUACGGCCACAACAGCUGCAGCUAAACAUACCCCUAGGUUAAAAACCUUUAAAGUUUACAGAUGGAACCCAGAUGAGCCAAGUGCUAAACCUCAUUUACAGUCAUAUCAAGUGGAUUUGAAUGACUGUGGGCCCAUGGUACUCGAUGCGUUGUUAAAGAUCAAAGACGAACAGGAUUCUACCCUAACUUUUAGAAGAUCAUGUAGAGAAGGUAUUUGUGGUUCGUGUGCCAUGAACAUUGGCGGUAGAAACACAUUAGCUUGUAUAUGUAAGAUUGACCAGAAUGAAUCCAAACAACUUAAGAUUUACCCAUUGCCCCAUAUGUUUAUCGUCAAAGAUUUGGUACCUGAUUUAACUAACUUUUACCAACAGUACAAAUCUAUCCAACCUUACCUACAGAGAUCAUCGUUUCCAAAAGAUGGAACAGAAGUUCUGCAAAGUAUUGAAGACCGUAAGAAAUUGGACGGUCUUUACGAAUGUAUCUUGUGUGCAUGUUGCUCUACUUCAUGUCCAUCGUACUGGUGGAACCAAGAGCAGUAUUUGGGCCCGGCUGUGCUGAUGCAAGCUUACCGUUGGCUCAUUGACUCCAGAGACCAAGCUACAAAGACAAGAAAGGCCAUGCUAAACAAUUCCAUGUCAUUAUACAGAUGCCAUACCAUUAUGAACUGUACUAGAACUUGUCCAAAGGGCUUAAAUCCUGGUUUGGCCAUCGCCGAAAUUAAGAAAUCUCUGGCUUUUGCCUAG
Molecule: messenger RNA, 801 nt
Organism: Saccharomyces paradoxus
Lineage: Eukaryota; Fungi; Ascomycota; Saccharomycetes; Saccharomycetales; Saccharomycetaceae
Gene: SDH2
Product: succinate dehydrogenase iron-sulfur protein subunit SDH2
Exons: 1
Coding region: 1-801 (266 amino acids)
Biological process (GO): tricarboxylic acid cycle; aerobic respiration; respiratory electron transport chain
Cellular component (GO): mitochondrial membrane
Molecular function (GO): 2 iron, 2 sulfur cluster binding; electron transfer activity
Source: RefSeq, a predicted model, not a curated record